AUGAAGGUCACAUCAACCGCUGUUCUUCUCUACGCCCUGGCUGCUCAGCAGGCUGCAGCUACGUCCUGGGGUCGUGGCGGUGACAGGUUCAACAGCCCAGCUAACACGAAUAACGAAUGUACCGAUACCCAGAAGCGUGGCUUCGACUGGAGUGGCCUCGGCACUGGGUCUUUCGGCUCAUAUGGUGGCUUUGACUUCUCCGGCUUCACCUGCGGAAACAAGUUCGGCAAGCGGGAUGCCCUGACCAAGCGGAGCUUCCAGAGCAAGAGCAUUACUGGAACCAUCUCAAAGGAAUCUGGCAACGGUCCCGAGAUCUCCUGUGGCUCAGACAAGUCAUUCUCGAUCACCCAGAUGCAGGUUUCUGUAGACUUUGAUACUGAAGUGGAACUCCAUUACGGCAUGCAGGACGGCUCAACUUGCAAGCAGAGGGCCUCUUGUAGCUCAGGUGGAUCUGUGGUUUCCAACACACAGUGCGGCGGAGCCAAGUCUGUUCGCUUCGGGCUGCUGGGUGGCGCGAAGAAGGGUUCAUGCGGUAUUGGCAUUCACAAGAUAGACUUCGACUGCAGCCCGCCGGCGAGCACGGUCCCAGCUAUCAGCACCACAGCCUCAGUCCCCAACUUCAGCAGUGAAGUGUCGACUCAACCCGCCGAGACGACCAGUGUCCCAGCUGCUUCGAGCAGCGAGGUAUCCUCUCAGCCUGCUGAGACCAUCAGCGUUCCGCUUCCGUCCUCGAGCCUUGCCGCCUCGAUUACUCCCGAGUCUUCCGCGCCAGCCGAGAGCACUACCAUCUCAGUGCCAUCCUUCAGCGUCCCUUUUGCCAACUCCAGCAUUCCGGUUACAAGUCAGGUUCCCUCCACCAGCGAGGUCUCGCCCAGUUCUGAAAUCCUGUCAUCAGUGCCGGCAUCUUCCACUGAAGUCUCGCCUACGGCCGACGUAUCUCCAUCUUCUGUCCAGAUGACAACUUCAACUAUUUUUAGUACCGCUACUUUUACCGUUACGUCCUGUGCUCCUACAAUCACUAACUGCCCGGCAUCUUCCACCAAGGUGGUUACUUCUGUUAUUGCUGUUUCGACUACCGUCUGCCCGGUUAGCGAGGCUGGAAGCGUUCCACCAGCUUCUUCUACUCCGGCGCAGUCCAACCCUGCCAUUGAAGUUCCCGAAUCGUCCGUGCCAGCAUCGUCCGCAUCAGUCGAGACUACACCCGUCGAGACCUCGCCCGCAGAAACCACUCCUGCGCAAUCUAACCCUGCUGUUUCUGUGCCUGAAUCGUCCGCGCCAUUCUCUACUACGCCUGUCGAAACUGCCCCUGUGGAGUCUUCUGCGCUCAGCUCCAUCCCGGUUUCAAUCCCGGAGACUCAAAUCACUAUUAUCGUUUCCACUACGCUCACCACGUGCUCGGCUGGAGAAACCGUAACUGAAGGGGGUGUUACUAGCGUUCUGAGCACGCCGAGCACAUCAACGAUUGUGGUCACCUCGACGUCAACAAUCUGCACCAAGUGCACGGCUCUGCCGUCAAGCUCGGAGGCUGCGCCCGUCUCGAGCUCUAUCGUCAUCUCGGUACCUGCUACCUCUGCGCCUCUCCCGUCUAGCUCGGAAGCCGCGCUGUCGAGCUCUUUUGCCAUACCAAGCUCCGAAAACGUACCGUCAAGUUCAGAGGCUGGUCCUAUCUCAAGUGCGCCUGCCUCUUCGGCUCCAGUCUCUUCGGCGCCCGCUCCAUCCGCGACAAUUCCCGAGACACAGGUUACCAUUAUUGUGACCUCCACAGUGACCACCUGCUCGGUGGGCGAGACUGUCACUGACAACGGUAUUACGAGCGUCUUGACUGCGCCCACCACCUCUACCAUUCUUGUCACAUCGACAUCAACGAUCUGCACCAAAUGCACUGCGGCUCCGUCAAGCUCUCUUGCUGCUCCAGUUGAGAGCACCCCGUCAUUUAGCGUUCCAAUUACGUCUGCCUCCGCUCCAGCUGAAAGCACUCCUGCAAUCGGGGUUCCGGCCACGUCUGCACCGGCGUCCUCUGUCUCAUCGCCUGCCCCCGCGCCCUCAGCCCCAGCACCAGACGUCUUACCUAAAUGUCUAAACACCUGGAUCUCUCAGUCUGGCUGCACGGAUAACACCGACUCGAGCUGCUAUUGCAAGAACUCAGAGUUCACCAAGAGCGUCAUCGAGUGCGUUGAAGCUUGGGGCGGCGACGAUGCGAAGGUACAAGAGGCGCUGUCCUACCUCGUCGGUAUCUGCGCUGCUUUCGUUCCGCAAAACCCGGGCAUUAUCACCAACUGCCCCUCGUCCAUCACCCUUGGCCCGACGCCUGUUCCUGAGACUCCGCUACCUGUCUCCUCAGCGGUUGUUUCAUCCACAGUCGACUCCAUCCCGGGUGCCUCGUCCGCGCCUGCCGUAUCGUCCGCACCGAUCUUCUCCUACGCCCCAGACGUCUCCUCCGAAGUUGCUCCAGUCACUUCUGCCCUCUUAUCGCUCUCGGCUUCCGCGCCUGCCCCCGCGGUCCCGACAUCAGCUCUUCCCCAGAGCGCUCCGGUCACAACCAUCUACAUCGAGACCACCCUGACCGUCCCUUGCACUUAUAGCACUGGUCCCUCCAUCGGCGCCACCAUUCCCGCAUCUAGCACAACAUCGAUCCUCUCCACCGCCGUCACAGUCCCCCAGGUAGCGUUCACGACCCAGACAGUUACCGCACCUGGAGCUACGUCGACGAGGGAGGUUGAGCUGAUUGUGGGCCCUUCGCCUGCUGUCCCGGCUCCUAGCACCGCUAUUCCAGGCUACAACACGGCUACACCGGCCUCCAGCACCGUUGUUGCACCGAUUGGAUCGAGCUUGCAGGCGCGUUCGUCGACGCUGGGCACGCUUGUCGCCCCCACCGGCACUGCUGGCGCAAGGACGUCCAGCCCGGCGCAAUUUACGGGUGCCGCGUCCGUGGCGAAGGCUGGAUCCGCUGGGAGUGUCUUCUUAGGCGGUCUUGUUGCUUUCAUGGUUUUGUAA
Molecule: messenger RNA, 2994 nt
Organism: Coniosporium apollinis CBS 100218
Lineage: Eukaryota; Fungi; Ascomycota; Dothideomycetes
Exons: 2
Coding region: 1-2994 (997 amino acids)
Source: RefSeq, a predicted model, not a curated record